This is a messenger RNA of Oncorhynchus nerka (sockeye salmon), 1531 nucleotides long. RefSeq names its product retinal homeobox protein Rx2-like. Lineage: Eukaryota; Metazoa; Chordata; Actinopteri; Salmoniformes; Salmonidae. The transcript has 4 exons. Gene Ontology annotation, molecular function: DNA-binding transcription factor activity, RNA polymerase II-specific; RNA polymerase II cis-regulatory region sequence-specific DNA binding. Bases 229 to 1443 code for a protein of 404 amino acids. Gene Ontology annotation, biological process: positive regulation of transcription by RNA polymerase II. The record is from RefSeq and is a predicted model, not a curated record.
CUUAGCUGGUUGGGAGGACUAGGUGCAUUGCUACCAGAACUCCCAUCUGCUGUCAUUUACAACUUGUCAGAUAGAGGAACCACAAUGCACGGCUCAGCAUUGGAAGAGGAUGUGUGUACUGUAAGUUACCUGGAUAGAGACUGACAGGAAGUCCAAGGACAGACAGAUCUGCAUCCCCCAUCAAAGUGCUCUUUGACAACAUACUGCUUUUCUUGGACAUAUUUGUCAAUGGAUACCUUGGGAAUAAUGAACGAUGGCUGCCUGCCACCAGACAAUGACAUGGUGACGGGAGGAGGGUCAAGCGGGGGAGGCCGGCUCCGCAGCACUGACCUGAUCCUGGGCUUCAGUAAGGACCAGUACCUCCUGCUCACUCCCGUAGGGUCCGAACGGACCCAUGAGGUGGUCACUGAGGACCACCAGGGGAAGCAGGGCCAGUCAGACCCCUACAGAUACCUGGCCAGCCUGGAGGACCACCAGGUGAAGCAGGGCCAGUCAGACCCCUACAGAUACCUGGCCAGCCUGGAGGACCACCAGGGGAAGCAGGGCCAGUCAGACCCCUACAGAUACCUGGCCAGCCUGGAGGACCACCAGGGGAAGCAGGGCCAGUCAGACCCCUACAGAUACCUGGCCAGCCUGGAGGACCACCAGGGGAAGCAGGGCCAGUCAGACCCCUACAGAUACCUGGCCAGCCUGGAGGACAGCACCCAGCGCUCUGCCUUUCACGAGUCGGGCCUUUUCUCCAGGGAUGAGUGUGACGGGGACCUGGGAGAUCUCCAGAAGGGGGUGGGCAGCGGGGAAAAGUCCCCCGAGCCUCCAGAGGAGGACCGCCCUAGGAAGAAGCACCGGCGUAACCGCACCACAUUCACCACCUUCCAGCUCCAUGAGUUGGAGAAGGCCUUUGAGAAGUCCCACUACCCUGACGUCUACAGCCGGGAGCUCCUGGCCAUGAAGGUCAACCUCCUUGAGGUCCGUGUCCAGGUGUGGUUCCAGAACCGUCGGGCUAAGUGGAGACGUCAGGAGAAGAUGGACUCCAACUCAACAAAGCUCCGCCACUCCCCCAUGUUGUCUUUCAACCGCUCGCCCAUGCCCUCCAAUGUGGGGCUCAUGUCCAACCCAUUACCCCUGGACCCCUGGCUGGCAUCGCCCAUGUCCAGCGGCAACCCGAUGCACACUAUCCCCGGAUAUGCAGGCCCAGGGCAGGGCCCUCACUUUCAGCCUGCCUACCCCAGCCACUCCCACUCUCACAGCCAUAGCCACAGCCACAGCCACAGCCACAGCUUCCUCGACAGUCCCCCAGGACAUGGCAUGGUGCACCAAGGGAUGGUACAGGGCAUGCAGGGGGUGCAGUCUGUGGCCCCGCCACUCUACCAGUGCCCCUGCAGCUUCAAUGAUAAGUACCCUCUGCUAAGGACCUGGAACAUGGUUCCAGCAUCGCAGCACUGAGGUUGAAGGCUAAGGAGCACAUCCAUUCCAUGGAUAAAACCUGGAAGCCUGACAUUCAUUUAAGGAUGGUCAACCACAACAGGUGAUA